Amoebophrya sp. A25 is the source of this 2199-nucleotide messenger RNA. The record is from the annotation of a GenBank genome assembly. Lineage: Eukaryota; Dinophyceae; Syndiniales; Amoebophryaceae.
AUUCGACUGAUUUGUUUCUCUCGCUUUUUUCUCGUAGCUCGGAACAAUCAGCGCCGUAUUAUGUAUUGUUCGACGAACCACGGAUGCCUAGCGGAUUUUGCUGAAUCAAUGUUAUCCAUCGAUGUUGUACCUCUGUCAGUUUAAAAAUACAUGCAGAUGAUGAAUCAUAAAGAGGUUAGUCUAUGUCCAGUAAAUCUUUUUUCUUUGUCGUUCCAAGAUAUACAACAAAAACGAUGUCAAGUGCAUCCCUUGGCUGCAGUGUGACGAGAACCGUAUCUGGUUGUCCCAUGCGACGCGUUUUGUUAGCGCCCUUUGUAAGUGGCAGCGCGCUGGCGCUGUCACGGACGGCGAAAGGCCAUGAUAAGCCACGCAUGCUGCGCAGCGAAAAACCUGAGGGUGCGCUUGCGGAAGAACAGAAGAUGUUUCUCGAGACGCAGAAGGGAUCUUCUUCGGCAUCUCAAGGCAGUGCCUCAUCAAGUUCAAGUGGCUCCUUUUCUCCCUCAAGCGCCGCUGCUACGGUGGAAGCGUCUACAUCCACUUCGAGCAAUACAGCGGAUGGAGUGACCGAUAAAAACGCAAAGGUCGUCGCUUCAACAGCAGCAUCAACGCAAGUUGGGGACAGCAUGGCCAGCAGUGAGAUCUUGAAGGGAACCACGACGAGCAAUGCGGAUAGCGUCACUGCGACAAGCAGCAUAACGAUGAAAAAAGUAGAGGAAAAAGAUAGUGGAAAAACUUCAUCGAGUUCACUAGCUGAAGGAGCCGUGGCAACCGAUGGAGAUCGCUCAACUACGAAGACGUUUUUUCCAGAAACGGAUUCAGGGACGUCAUCGGAGAAAGCAGACGUGAAAGCAGAGUCCUCAGAGAGGGCCUCUGCUUCGGCCAUCCUAAGCGUCGUGGAGGCAGUCGGGCAAGCCCGCGGGGACGAAGACGCAGAAAAGGCCGAGGCUCUUGUGGAGACAGCGGCAAAUAAUGGUGCCGCGACAGCAGCAGCGCCCGCAGCAGCAGCAGAGGCUGGGGCAGCAGGUGCUGGUGGAGCUGCUGCGGCAGCGCCAGCGGCGGCACCGGCAGCGGCGCCAGCAACUGGACACUUGGAGCCGACAAAUAUCACACCGAAGGAUGGGACACAGGUCGUAGAACUGAUAGCGGAUCUAGUGGUUAGACGCAACAACGGCGACAAAAAUUCCGUCCUCGUCAUCGACAUGGGAGGUAUCUCACGAGCAAUGGAUUAUCUACGUGAAGACUUGAGGACUCUAUGUCUGUUGCAACAUCAAAAGAAAAUUAUAACAUUCUACUAUUAUAUAGCAGUUCGUUUAUUGACGUUGAUAUUGAAUUGCAAGUCGGCACGGUUUCCAGCGCGCCCUGCGUACUAGGAAGACAAGCACUUUUUGCAUAUACUAGAUUAUCGCUCUCAAAAACCCGUGAACUUCGAUGAUAAUCAAUGUCCUCUGUUUCUUAGGUUCCGAUGCGGCGCAUGCUGGGCUCGGGUUUGUCCAUGUAGCCGGCGGCAAGGUGCUUAAGGCGGAUCCACCUAAAGGUACCGGCAAGCAUGAGUAUGUCGCUGUGGAUCUGAACAAGCUUGCGGCAGUGAAGCAGUUGAACCUCAUCGCAGGAGAGCCUACCGAAGCGUCAAAGAAUGCCGUGCAGCUGAUUCGCGGUAGCUACAGUGAAUGCGUUCUCGCCAGUGUGCGUGCUGCGGCGCAUGCAACUGAUCCGAGUUUGGUCGAUGCCGAGCGCAUAGCAAUGGUCCCCAAGGGUGACGCAAAACCGACAAUGGAUCCCGAGAAGGCCAAGGCAGAGCAGGCAAACAUCGACUUUGUAAACAACCUCGUCAUGAUCUUGAGGCACGUUUUAUUUCUACCAUAAUCUGGAGAAGCAAUUACAAACUAAUAAAUCACUUGCACUGUAGUUGUAGUACAGAGAAAAACAGAAACUAAUGUUUGUUUGAUGUUGCAAUCAGGAUGGGCUGACUUCAUGUUGAAAGUCUCUCAAAUCGAUGAUUCUUGGAAUUUUGAUGGUCUCGCCGAUUUUAUCCUAGACGAAAAAUCCAUCUGCUACCUUUUUUGUUCGCUAAUCACCGGAGCUCCAAUUGCCGUGCUCCUUGCGCUCAUUGGGACUGGACUAUGCCUACAGGGUGGCAGCAGCAGAGGUUCCGGUCCCAACAGGAGCUCAACGACGAGUUCCAUGGGAGACGGAGAAUAG